AUGAAAAAUAUUCCUCUUUGUCUAAAAAACGUAUUGGAUGAAGCCAUAAAAAUAGUCAACUUCAUCAAGUCACGUCCUCUGAAAUCUAGACUUUUUAAAAUCUUGUGUGACGACUUGGGAAGUAUUCAUAAUACGUUACUUUUCCAUACAGAAAUCAGGUGGUUAUCUCGCGGUAAAGUAUUAACACGGUUAAUGGAAUUAAGGGCUGAAGUUUCUUCAUUUCUAAUGGACCACAACGUUACAUUAGCUGAAACUAUGAAUGACGUGACUUGGCUUUGUCAGCUAUCGUACUUGGCAGACAUUUUUAACAAAAUGAACGAGUUGAGUCUUUCUUUACAAGGAAGAACUUUGACAAUUUUUGAUGCGAGCUCCAGAGUAUGUGCAUUGAAAAGAAAAAUUGAUUAUUGGUCAGAGUGCAUAUUUAAAAGAGAGCUGGAGUGUUUUCCAAUAAUGCAGGCCUUUUUGGAGGAAAACGAAUUGCAAGCUCCCAUUAGCAUUAUUAACGAGAUUUCUGAACAUCUCAAACAACUGAAAAAUUCAUUUAAUAAAUAUUUUCCUACAGAUCGAGAGGUGUUUUUAAAAGACCGUGAAUGGGUAGUUAAUCCAUUUUCAGUCUGUGGAAAACCCUCAAGCUUGUCUUCAAUCGAAUAUGAGAGUUUGAUCGAUAUUACUUCAGAUUCAACAUUUCAAUCCAGCUUCAGUUGCAAUUCUUAUGUUGAAUUUUGGCUAAAUUUGAAAAAUACAAGUUUUGAAAAAGCAAUAACAAUACUCUUACCUUUUGCUACCACAUAUUUAUUAACUUGUAUGCUUGAUGACAAAUCUGCCAAACAUUUAUCCAUAAUUCCUUUGUCAAAUAAUACUGUUGCACGGCGAAUUAAAGAUUUGGCUAGCAACGUAUCAGAAACACUUGUCUCUCGUAUUAAAUACACAAAAUUCGCACUACAAAUGGACGAAUCAACCGAUAUUGCUGGUCUUGCUGUACUAUUGGUGUUCGUUCGUUACGUAAACAUGAACUCUUUUGAAGAAGAUCUUUUAUUUUGUAAACCACUUCUAUCUAAUACGACAGGGGUUCAAAUUUUCGGUUUAUUGGAUGAUUUCUUAACAGAAAAUCAGAUUCCAUGGACAAACUGUAUCGAUGUGUGUACUGAUGGUGCUAUGACAGACUCAACGAUUACUUACUAG
Molecule: messenger RNA, 1182 nt
Organism: Acyrthosiphon pisum (pea aphid)
Lineage: Eukaryota; Metazoa; Arthropoda; Insecta; Hemiptera; Aphididae
Product: zinc finger BED domain-containing protein 5-like
Exons: 3
Coding region: 1-1182 (393 amino acids)
Source: RefSeq, a predicted model, not a curated record